Messenger RNA from Lodderomyces pseudojiufengensis, 1413 nucleotides. RefSeq lists its product as uncharacterized. NCBI's taxonomy places the organism in Eukaryota, Fungi, Ascomycota, Pichiomycetes, Serinales, Debaryomycetaceae. Bases 1 to 1413 code for a protein of 470 amino acids. Gene Ontology annotation, molecular function: protein binding. The transcript has 2 exons. The record is from RefSeq and is a predicted model, not a curated record. Gene Ontology annotation, cellular component: nucleotide-excision repair complex; Cul4A-RING E3 ubiquitin ligase complex. Gene Ontology annotation, biological process: transcription-coupled nucleotide-excision repair; proteasome-mediated ubiquitin-dependent protein catabolic process; protein polyubiquitination.
AUGAGUACAGAUGUCCCCAAACAACUGAUCAAAAAUGUUAUGCAAUCCUUGUUAUUAGAUAGGAAACUAGGUUUAAUUUCUCCCUUAAAAUUCUCAUCGUUAAUCACUGAAAACUAUUAUUCUUCAUUAAUUCAUCAAACAGCAAAAUAUAAUGUAUUUCCAUCUAAUUGUCAUCAUAUUGCAAGUGUUAAUAGUUUAUCAUUAGAAACCAAUGACUUUAGAUUUUUACUAAGUGGAAGCGGAGAUUCAACAAUAAAACUAUGGGAUCUUAGUGAAAACGAAGUGAUUAGAGAAGAAAAUGAAAUUGAUAAAAAUUUAAAUCAAGUUCAAAAUCCUAAUAAGUUUGAUAACUUUGAUUAUGAUAAUCCUGUUAGCGUUUAUGCCAAUAUUGCUACUAUUCCAAGACGAGAAUUUCAUAAAUUUGGUAUUUCAGCAUUACAAUGGUGGCCAUUUGAUACUGGAAUGUUUGUUUCUUCUUCCUUUGAUCAUACCGUGAAAAUUUGGGAUACGAAUGAAUUGAGUCCAGUUCAUACUUUUGAUUUGAAUAAUAGAGUUUACUCGAUUGAUAUUUGUGGAAAUAAUUCACUAAUUGCAACAGCUAGUGAUCAACCUUUCAUUAGGAUUUUGGAUAUGAAAUCUACUUCAAGUGCUCAUACAUUGACUGGUCAUAAAGGUAAAACUUUAAGUGUAAAAUGGCAUCCAACUAACUCAAACUUGCUUGUAUCUGGAGGUUACGAUGGAGAAGUUAGAAUAUGGGAUAUAAGAAGAAGUAAAAGUCUUUUGUGUAGAUUGGAUAUGUUGAGAACAAAUACUUCACAAUCAAAUUCAGAAGGAGUUCAUGAAAACCUAACGCAAAAUUCAGUAAAAGCUCAUCUGGGACCAGUUAAUGGCUUGGUGUGGGACGAGUCGGGCACCAUCUUAUAUACUUCUGGUAAUGAUGAUAAAGUUAGAGUUUGGGAUAUGGCAAGCACAUCUUAUCCUCCGGUAAAUAAAUUAAUCAAUUUUGGGCCCUUGACACGAAAUAAAUAUCCACAAACUAUUCCAAUUCUUUUAAACCCAAAAGGCGAAACAAGUGUACAAUAUUUGUUAUUCCCAUCAGAAAGUGGCGAAAUUUUGAUAUUUAGAACUAUUGAUGGUAAGUUGGUUAAUAGACUAUCCAGAAGGGGUACUAAGAAUGUUGGAAGAACUACGUCAAUGUGUAAUGGUGGACCCUUCACAGCUAAAUAUUUUGCUGGUACAAACGACGGUGAGAUUAUUCAGUGGAGUCCAUUUUGGGAACAUCCCGACCUUGAGGAUUUACGCAUUGAAAGCCGAAACGAAAACGAUUCGGAAGACAUUGAUGAGCUACUAUUGAAAAAGCAUACAUUGGCAUUAAAAGCACAAGAGUUAAUGAAAGACGCGGCUAACUUUUGA